This is a messenger RNA of Callorhinus ursinus (northern fur seal), 1242 nucleotides long. It is a transcript of the gene NPPA, whose product is annotated as natriuretic peptide A. Gene Ontology annotation, cellular component: cytoplasm; extracellular region. Gene Ontology annotation, biological process: receptor guanylyl cyclase signaling pathway; negative regulation of systemic arterial blood pressure; cGMP biosynthetic process. The record is from RefSeq and is a predicted model, not a curated record. Gene Ontology annotation, molecular function: hormone activity; hormone receptor binding. NCBI's taxonomy places the organism in Eukaryota, Metazoa, Chordata, Mammalia, Carnivora, Otariidae.
GCCAAAAACCAACUUGGGGAGCUGGGCGCUGGCCAACCGUCACCCUCUGCCUCCCUGCAUGGAUCCUGUUGCUGAGGAGAAAGAAGCCCCAGGCAUCGCUGUAAGAUAACCAAGGACUCUUUUUUGCUCUUCUCACACCUUUGAAGUGGGAACCUCUUGAGGCAAAUCAACAAGAAUGUGGCUCUUGCAGCUGAGGGUCCGGGGCUGUUGGGGCUGCUCAAGGUGGAGGGGCAGUGACAGGCUCUGCUGGACUGAUAGCUUUAAAAGGCCAUCUUCUGCUGCUCUUCAUUCAGCUGCUUUAUCACUGCAAGUGACAGAAUGGGGAGGGUUCCGUCCCUCUUGCGCUCUUGGAGAGCCGGGGGGCUAUAAAAAGAGGAGGUGCAGGGCAGCUGGGAGACAGAGCCAGACGGAGGCUGAGAGAGGGAAACGAGAGGACAGAGAGGCAAUAAGAACCAGGCCACUCCUUGAGCGACGCCAGCAUGAGCGCCCCCACCACCACCGCAAGCUUCCUCCUCUUCCUGGCAUUUCAGCUCCUGGGGCAAACAGGAGCUAACCCUGCGUAUGGCUCUGUGUCCAAUGCAGACCUGAUGGAUUUCAAGAAUUUGCUGGACCACUUGGAGGACAAGAUACCUUUAGAAGAGGAGGUCAUGCCCCCACAAAUACUAAGUGAGCAGAAUGAGGAAGCUGGGGCGGCUCUCAGUCCCCUCCCUGAGGUGCCUCCCUGGACGGGGGAGGUCAACCCAGCCCAGAGAGAUGGGGGCGCCCUUGGGCGGGGCCCCUGGGACGCCUCCGAUAGAUCUGCCCUCCUGAAAAGCAAGCUGAGAGCGCUGCUUGCUGCCCCUCGGAGCCUGCGGAGGUCCAGCUGCUUCGGAGGCAGGAUGGACAGGAUUGGAGCCCAGAGUGGACUGGGUUGCAACAGCUUCCGGUACCGAAGAUAAUGGCCAGGGAGGAAAAGGCGGGCCAGGCCCUGAGCAGAUUUCGAGAGACCCUCAUCCCUUGGGGUCUCACACUCAACUUUGUCCCAUCUCAUUGCCAUCGAGUUGAGCCGUGACGAGCACCGUAUUCAAGCUGCAGCCUCUUGGCAACAUUUCUCACAUUUUAUGCUAAAUGUAGAUAAAGUGGUUUAACUGUGGCUUCCCCACUUCUCCCAUCCCAUGCAUUAAAUUUUAGGAUAGACACUCCACCUGUUAUUGAAAGCGGUUUGAAAAAUGAAUAAACUUCAGCACCACGGACAGAAGCCAA